Molecule: messenger RNA, 1396 nt
Organism: Lingula anatina
Lineage: Eukaryota; Metazoa; Brachiopoda; Lingulata; Lingulida; Lingulidae
Product: very long chain fatty acid elongase 7
Biological process (GO): very long-chain fatty acid biosynthetic process; sphingolipid biosynthetic process; fatty acid elongation, monounsaturated fatty acid
Cellular component (GO): endoplasmic reticulum membrane
Molecular function (GO): fatty acid elongase activity
Source: RefSeq, a predicted model, not a curated record
GACAAAACUAAGAUCACGCUGUCGCCGCCCAAGUACGUGUAAAUAGCUUGUAGCUAGGUACUCAACAGUGACAGGGAAAAGGAACUGUUUAAGAUGGCUUCUCUCAGCGAAAUGGUUGUAACAGCUCAAAAAAUGUAUGAUGACAUCAUGCAGAAAGGAGACCCCAGGGUAGCAAACUGGGCAAUGAUGUCAGCCCCAUGGUCAAGUCUUUUCCUAUGUAUAUUUUAUGUUGUACUCGUCAAGCUAGGACCAUGGUAUAUGAAGGACAAAAAGCCAUUUGAACUGAGAAAUGUUUUAGUUAUAUAUAAUCUGGCCAUGGUAGCAUUGUCAACAUAUACUUUUACUGAGUUUUUAUUAUCUGGAUGGUUAGCAGGGUAUAGUUUGGGUUGUCAACCAGUAGACUAUUCUAAUUCACCUCAAGCUCUAAGGAUGGCCAGUGUGUGCUGGUGGUUUUACAUCUCUAAGUUCAUUGAACUUUUUGAUACGUUAUUCUUUCUCUUACGUAAGAAGGACAAUCAAGUGACGUUCUUGCAUGUUUUUCAUCAUGGAAUUAUGCCAGUUUCCUGGUGGUUUGGAGUAAAAUUUGUACCAGGUGGUUUUGGCACCUUCCAUGCCACAUUUAAUUCCUUUAUUCACAUGGUAAUGUACUUUUACUAUGGACUGUCUGCCAUGGGACCUGCCUUUCACAAAUAUCUCUGGUGGAAAAAAUACAUGACCAAGUUGCAGAUAACACAGUUUGUUGUCGUCACCAUCCACUCCUUCCAAUUGUGCUUCAUUGACUGUGACUACCCAAUGCUGUUCACUUACUGGAUAGCAGCUUAUGCUGUCAUCUUUCUGUGUCUUUUCUCAAAUUUCUACAUCCAAGCUUAUAGACAUGGCAAGCGCCACCCUCCUAGUGUUGCCAACAGAUCAGAACAGAAUGGGGUUUCCCACAGCACCAGGAAGAGCAAUGGAAAGGACAACUGAGAUCAUGUUUAUCUUGUAAUUGUUAGGUGUUAUUUUUGUAAGGACACCAGUGUGUGUUUUUGUUGGUCACAAUUGUCAAACAUAUACAUGUUUUGCUUAAAUUGGAUGUUUACUGUUAACUUGCAGAUAUAUUGUUUUUAACUGAUGCAUACUCUGUUGUCUCUCCCAUCAUGACAAACCUGUAAAUUGUUGUUAAAGAUAGACACUUGAAAAUUAAACUGUGAAGGCUUUUGAUGUGGAAAAGCUUCUGGUUAGGAUGAAUUUUAUUGUACCAAUUUUAUCAUUGCUCACAAAUUGAAUUGUAAUUAUUGACUUAUACAUGUACAGGUAUAUCAUACAUAUAUAUGUAGACUAGCUGAAAUUGUUGCAAGUGAUUAAUGAUGAUUAUUGUAGAAUGAAGGGGUGUUUAAUAACUUUGUUGUUGAAUAUA